Achroia grisella is the source of this 3824-nucleotide messenger RNA. RefSeq names its product presequence protease, mitochondrial. The transcript is spliced from 2 exons. Gene Ontology annotation, molecular function: metal ion binding. The coding region runs from base 178 to 3222 and encodes 1014 amino acids. The record is from RefSeq and is a predicted model, not a curated record. Gene Ontology annotation, biological process: protein processing. Lineage: Eukaryota; Metazoa; Arthropoda; Insecta; Lepidoptera; Pyralidae. Gene Ontology annotation, cellular component: mitochondrial matrix.
UUGGACAGCUAGGUUAUAAUUGAAUAAUUAAAAUACAAUUCGGCUUCAGAAAUGUCGAAUAAACAAUAGUUUUUGACUAUUAUCAUAAAAUAAAACCAGAUAUCAUUAUAUUCCGGUACAUAACGGUACCUUGCAGAUAUCACAAUAAACUUCUGAUUGUGGACAAUAAACUGAAAGAUGUAUUCAAGAUUGCAUAAGCAUGGCUAUAUGAGGCUACGACACUUGCCUGAAAUACGACAUUACAGUGGAAGCAUAUUGAAGAAGAAAGAACACCUCGCAAAAAACAUACAGCCAGGGAAAGCUGUGCAUGGUUUCCUUUGCUCCGAAAUUGAGCAUAUAAAAGAGUACAAUAUUACUGCAUACUUUUUAGUACAUGAAAAAACUAAGACGGAGUACCUGCAUUUAGAGAGGGAUGAUACUAAUAAUGUUUUCUCAGUAGGUUUCCGUACAACACCAUUAGACUCGAUGGGUACUCCUCACAUCUUGGAACAUACAGUAUUAUGUGGUUCAGAGAAGUACCCAGUCCGAGAUCCAUUCUUUAAAAUGUUGAAUCGUUCACUAGCAACAUUCAUGAAUGCAUUGACAGGACCAGAUUACACUUUUUAUCCAUUCUCGUCACAGAAUGAGGUUGAUUAUAGAAAUUUACAGAAGGUUUAUUUAGAUGCAGUAUUCAAACCAAACUUAUCCAGGUUAGACUUCUUACAGGAAGGUUGGAGGUUAGAACAUACAAAGUUAGAUGAUAAAAAUUCAGAGUUACAAUUCAAAGGUGUUGUUUACAAUGAAAUGAAGGGAGCAUUUUCUGAAACUAGCUCACUAUUUGGUCAAAAGUUUAUAAAUACCAUUCUACCAAAAGGCACAUAUGGUUAUGUGUCUGGAGGGGACCCAAUACGCAUCCCUGAGUUAACACAUGAACACUUAAAAAAAUUCCAUGCUACACACUAUCAUCCAAGUAAUGCUAGGAUAUAUUCUUAUGGUAGUUUCCCUCUUGAAGCCAAUCUGAAGUUUGUAAAUGAAGCCUACUUGAGCAAAUAUGACUACCUGAAUCCUCAAGACACAAUAGUAGCACAGCAAGAAAGGUGGAAAUCACCAAAGCGAGCUGAAAUCCCUUGCAGAGUUGAUCAGUAUGGUGGUCCAAUAGAGAAACAGAACCAAAUUGCCAUUGGUUAUGUAAUGUCUGAUAUUACAAACAUUUAUGAAACAUUCAUGUUAACAGCUUUAGCCGAGUUGAUGAUUAUAGGACCGAAUUCAGCGUUCUACAAAAGUUUAAUUGAGAAGAACAUAUCUGGUGGUUACAAUUCACUAACUGGUUAUGACAAUCAAAUUAGAGAUACACUGUUUGUAAUUGGGUUGAGGGAUGUUGAGAAAUCUAAAUUUGAAACUGUAGAAAAAAUAGCAAAUCAAACUAUUGAGGAUAUAUUUGCUAAAGGUUUUGAGAAGGAUCAUAUUGAGAGUGUUCUGCACGGGUUUGAGCUCUCAAUCAAGCAUCAAUCACCUAAGUUUGGAUUGAAUGUCCUAUUCAAUUUAAUGCCACUGUGGAACCACAAUGGGCCAAUUUUGAAUGCUCUAAAAGUUAAUGAAUUGCUGACCAAAUUGAAAACAAAUCUUAUGAAUCCUAUUUAUGUUAAAGAUGUGAUUGAAAAAUACUUCCUUUCUAACAAUCAUAAAUUGAUAAUGACCAUGCAACCUGACCCCAAGUUUGAUGAUACAUUCAAUGAAGCAGAAGCCAAAUCACUGCAAUCUAAAGUAGCGGCGUUGACAAAAGAAGACAGAGAAAAGAUAUAUCAAGAUGGAUUAGAACUUUCUGAAGCACAAAAGAAGGUGGAACAACUAGAUUCUUUACCUUGUUUGAAAAUAGAAGAAAUCACUUUGAAUAAAACUGCACCACCAUUAAGACAUGCUGUAGCAGAAACUAUACCUCUCCAGCUUUGUGAAGCUAAUACAAAUGGAGUAACAUAUUUCAAAGGUGUUCUUGGAACUGAGUCUUUAAAAGAGACACAAAGACAGCUUUUACCAUUUUUCAAUUAUGUUUUGGACAAGUUUGAUACAAAAUCAUAUAAUUAUAGAGAUUUUGACAAGUAUGUUAGUAAGUCUACCUCUGGAUUGAGUUUCAUCACGCAUAUAACGGAACAUAUAGACCAACAAGAGCAAUAUGAGCAAGGUGUGUUGAUUGGUAGUCAUUGUCUUGACGAAAAUCUACCAAAAAUGCUGGAUAUAUGGUCUGAGAUUUUCAAUAAGCCUAAUUUUGGGAACAGUGAACGAAUGACAAUGUUGCUGACUAAUUAUUGCUCAUCAUUGACUAGUGGCAUCAUAGAUAGUGGUCAUACAUAUGCUAUGCAAGCAGCUAGAUCACUGAUUUCAUCAGUAGAUCAAUGCAAAGAGAAUUUAUUGGGUCUGCACCAUGUUAUAUCCAUGCAGGAAAUACAAAAGAAUUACAAAAUAGAUGAGAUACAGUCUAUAGUUGAUCAAAUAGCGAAACAAGUACUUAAAGGCAGUAAUUUGAGAGCUGCAUUCCAUUACAGCAACACAAAUAAAGAUAUUCACAAUAUAGUUGAUAAAUUUUGCACAGAAUUGUGCAAAGGUGAUGAGGGUAAAGAAUUAAAUCGCAUCAACUGGACCGACUCUGGAAAAACUGCCAAAGAAAACCGCGGCAUUCAUAUUUCGAUGAACAUACCAGUUAAUUUCUGCGCGAAAGUAAUACCUACUGUUGCAUACACUGAUCCAGAUUUCGCGAAAUUGCGUGUACUGUCCAGAUUCUUAAGUUCCAAAUAUUUGCACCCAAUUGUUAGAGAGCAAAAUGGGGCAUACGGCGGAGGGGCUACAAUUACUAUGGACGGAGUUUUCAACUUUUAUUCCUACAGGGAUCCAAAUUCCAAUGUAACUUUGGAUGUUUUCGACAAAACGGCAGAUUGGAUGGCAAAUAAUACCAGUUUAGUUGACGAUCAGAAUUUGUUUGAAGCUAAACUCUCCAUAUUGCAACAGAUGGAUCAACCAGUACCGGAGUAUAUGAAGGGAAUUGAUCUAUUCCUUUAUGGAUUAUCAUAUGAUAUCUGGCAGACACAAAGAGAGCGCGUUUUGGCAGUCCAGAAUGAAGAUUUAGCAGAAGUGUGCAAGAAGUAUUUGUCUGCAGAUAAAUGGUACGGAAAGUGUGUUAUUGGGGAAGGUGUAGCUAAUUUGGGGAAAGAGAACGAAGCUUGGGAAAGGUUAAGCGGACCGCAACAGUAAAUAUUUAGUAUUUACGAUGCAACAUUCAUUUAAAUGAAUUAGACUAGUCAUGAUCAGCUUCUUGCCAUUCGAAUGAAUGAUUAAUCGGAACUUUCAGAAGGAAGUAGAAGCUGCAAACAGUACUUGCUCAGUAUAUACUGUAUGUAAUAUAGCAUUGCAUUUUGACGACAAUCUGCUACAUUUAUAUCCGAGUAUAUAAAUUUGUUGAUUUACUCUUCGUGAGUUAGGGGCCGUUCAAGUAUAACGUAAGCACUAUGUAUGAGAGGGUGUGUUUGCUUUCUUUAUUUUGAUUCUUGGGGGUGGGGUAGUCUAGACGAUGAUCACGUCAUCGCUAGUUAUUUUCUUUUUUACGAGAAUGGCAACUCUCACAUUAUCUUUGCUAAAAAAACGUAGGGGGAAGGGGUAAGAGCUUUAUUUACUUUUGCUGACAAGGGGGAUGGGAGGGGUAAAUAAUUGUAAUAAAUCUGAAAAACCAAGGGCCCUGGAGCAAAUCAAAACAUGGGGCCCUACAUUAGUUUUAUUAAAACGCACAUGUCGCUAUCCGUCAAUUUGACAACACUGGCAACCCACAAAAAGAAUUAGGGGAAUUCCAAAGGUAUAAC